Cyprinus carpio (common carp) is the source of this 5052-nucleotide messenger RNA. Its product is annotated as POU domain, class 2, transcription factor 1-like. NCBI's taxonomy places the organism in Eukaryota, Metazoa, Chordata, Actinopteri, Cypriniformes, Cyprinidae. The record is from RefSeq and is a predicted model, not a curated record. Gene Ontology annotation, cellular component: nucleus. Bases 125 to 2230 code for a protein of 701 amino acids. The transcript is spliced from 14 exons. Gene Ontology annotation, molecular function: RNA polymerase II cis-regulatory region sequence-specific DNA binding; DNA-binding transcription factor activity, RNA polymerase II-specific. Gene Ontology annotation, biological process: regulation of transcription by RNA polymerase II.
CGAGUUCAGACGCUCUGAUGGGAACUCUCAGAUCUACCGUGCUGAUGCUGUGAGUGAGUGAGUGAGUGAGUGCAUCGGUGAGCCUCUGUAUUGUGUUUUGAGGAUUUGGGUUUAAAUAUUCAAAAUGGCGGACGGCGGAGCAGCGAGUCAAGAUGAGAGUUCAGGACCAGAUUCUAGAAUGAGUAAUCCAUCGGAAACAAGUAAAUGUGCAAUGGAGAGCGGGGACGAAAGCACUGGUGCCCAAACAAAUGGACUGGACUUUCACAGGCAGACUGUGCAAACAACAAGCGCAAUCACCAACGCACACGCACAGGCCUUGCUCCAACAGUUGACUUUUACUCCAGCGCAGCAGCAGUUAUUGCUGCAGCAGGCUCAGGCUCAGCUCUUAGCAGCAGCGGUGCAGCAUUCAGCCGGCCAGCAGAGCAACACUACAGGAGCCAGCAUCUCUGCCUCUGCUGCCACCCCCAUCACCCUCUCCCAACCCAUCCAGAUCACACCUCAAUUACAGCAGCUGCAACAGCAGCAGAACCUCAACCUGCAGCAGUUUGUGCUGGUCCAGCCGGGCCACCCCAUUGCAACACAGCUGCAGCCGGCGCAGUUCAUCAUCUCGCAGACACCACAGGGCCAGCAGAGUCUCCUGCAGGCCCAGAACCUUCUAACUCAACUACCUCAAAGCCAAGCCAACCUCCUGCAGACCCAACCAAGCAUCACACUUGCCACACAGCCUGCUACACCCACACGCACGAUAGCAGCGACCCCCAUCCAAUCCCUUCCUCACAGCCAGACGACACCAAAGCACAUCGACACACCCAGCCUGGAGGAGCCCAGCGACCUGGAGGAGCUAGAGCAGUUUGCCAAGACCUUCAAACAGAGACGCAUCAAACUGGGCUUCACGCAGGGGGAUGUUGGCCUUGCCAUGGGAAAACUUUAUGGAAAUGACUUUAGCCAGACCACCAUUUCUCGCUUUGAGGCCUUGAACCUGAGCUUUAAAAACAUGUGCAAACUAAAGCCUCUGCUUGAAAAAUGGCUCAAUGAUGCAGUGCGCGCUGUUUGUGCAGAGAACCAGACGUCUGACCAGGCCCUGUCCAGUCCCAGCUCUCUUGGCUCGCCUGGGCUGGGCUUGGAGGGCCUGAACCGCCGCCGCAAGAAGAGGACCAGCAUUGAGACCAACAUCAGAGUGGCCUUAGAAAAGAGCUUUCUGGAGCAGAACCAAAAACCUACCUCUGAGGAGAUCACCAUGAUUGCGGACCAGCUCAACAUGGAGAAGGAGGUGAUCCGAGUGUGGUUCUGUAACCGCAGACAGAAAGAGAAGAGGAUCAACCCACCCAGCAGUGGCAGUGCCAUCAGCACUCCUAUCAAAGCAAUCUUCUCUCCCACCACACCUCUGGCACUGAGUACAGCAAGUCUUGUGACCAGUAACACACCGACUACGAUUACUGUAAACCCAGUUAUGCCUCUCACCAGCACCAGUGUCUCCAGCAUCGGUUUUACUGGCACAACUAUUGGCUCAGCUACCACUAACACUGCAUCGGUCAUCUCCACUGCACCUGUGGUCACCACGGCAGCAUCCUCUCCUUCCAUCAGCCCUUCCCCCACCGCAGCACAGACGUCCUCCUCAGAGCAGGCUUCAGCUCAGGAGAUGGUGACGGCAGUAAGUCAGGCACCUUGCUCCUUGGCGACAACUCUGUGCACUGGGCAGGUGAUGGUGGCGUCGCCCAGCCUCACAGCCGCUCUGCAAGGAGCCGGCCAGCUGCCCACCAGCGCCAGCAUCGCUGCCAUGGCUGCAGCCGCAGGCCUCAAUCCUGGCCUCAUGGCGUCCUCUCAGUUCUCUCCUGGCGGCGCUCUUCUAAGUUUGGCACCUGGUGGUCUUGGAAGCGCUUUGAGUCCAGCACUGAUGAGCAACAGCACCUUGGCCACAAUCCAAGGUGUGUGGAGCGCUCUGGCAUCUAGUGGCACUCUGCCCAUUACAUCUCUGGACGGGAGCGGGAACUUUCUGUUUGCCAACACCUGCGCUGGCAGUACCCCUAACCUUGUGACGGCACCGCUCUUUUUGAACCCUCAGAACUUGUCACUGCUUGCCAGUAACCCGGUCAGCUUAGUGUCUGCGGGAGGGGCCGCGGGUGCCGCCGGAGCCCUCAACCUGCACAUCACCGCCGAUGCCCACCAGAGCGCUGUUACCACAGCAACUAUGCCCGCCUCCACCAUCACCACGGCCUCUAAGGCCCAGUAAAAGCUUUACCCACUCCUCUCCUUUCCAAGACCCCUUUCCUCUUUCUAAGUUUUUCUUUAAUAUCUUGCUACCACCAAAAACAAACCUACUAAAUGGGAUUUAAUGUUGUUUUAACAUUAUUUUAAUGUUUAAGUUUGUAUGUAACUUUUCACAUAUCUUUUACACCUUAAUCUGUGAUGUUUGGACCUCAUUGAUGGGUUGACUUCAACCAAAUCAACCUUAAGAGAAUGUUGGCAUCUCCAGCACAGAGCUUGCAUCAGGAGAGAAAACCUCCCUGGACAUUGUGCCAAGUCUCUGUGUGACUCAAAGACACAUUUGUUUCAGUGAACUUGCUCUUUUCUCCCAUUUUCACAUCAGACCUCUUCUUCAGAGGUAUUUCUGAAAUGCUUUUAACCAAAAAACUUUGUUUACUCUGUGUUGACUGAUACCUUCUUACUGCGGACAGUAACCUCCUCGUUCUUCUGUCUAUGAUCUCAUCUCUUUUCACUGGAGAUCCUGCUUUACAGAUGUUCCUGCCGCCUGGAACGUUUCCUUUUAGAUGCACAUGAUUUAUUUUUGUCAAAAAAUGGGUUAGCUUUAUGUCCAGUAUCUUACUAACUUGUGGUUACAAGGCUUUAAAUGGAGUAAUAAGCGGCUGUAAUGCGGUUUCAUUGCUUUAAGGAAUCGUUCGACAGGCAUUUCUUUCUUUCUUACUGUUUUCAUAUCAUUUUGUAGUUUACUCAGUAGCAGAAGACUAGUCUGGGUCUGAAUCUUCACCCAGUUACGGGCUCACUUAAUACUAGCUUUAACGAAUUUUGAGAUGAUUCGUCAAGGAGGAGUUGGCAACAGUACCUAAGCAGUCUACUUUGAAGCUUCAGUAACUGAGAGCUUGCAAGUCUUACGUUAGCAUCAGGACUGUGUAACCACGUAAGGUAAACCUCCUCAAGGUCUUCCUAACUUGGGAUGUACUUAUGGUAUCACCACCUGAUUGUGAAGGUGGAGGUCAAGCAAGAUAAAGUUGAGGUGGAUGAUGUUCAAAUUAGUUUUUUUUUUUAAGGGUCUUUGAUUUUCUACUUGUGCACAGUAUCUGUACCAAAAAACUGGAUUUGAGAACUGCAGUCUGCUCAGUUUUUAGCAGAACUUCUGUCACGCUUUAAGAGGUCUUUAUUUCGGAGGUCUUUGUAUUGCCUCUAUUUCAAGAUAUACCAAAAAUCUUUGUUAUACCUGUUGCUGUAUAUUGCUACUGUAGCAUAGUUUAAGCCUAAAUAUUUAUGAGCGAAGGCUCUCGUUAGACCACAGGAAAUAUAAUGCAAUAUUUUGAUCUUUUCCAAAGACGAAAACGAAGUUCUUUUAUUUAUGUUUUUUUCUUUUGUUUGAGAUGGCCGUCCCUCUUCAAUUUUGUAGUGUCAGUGAAACUAACCAAAUAGAUCUGAGGCGAGAGUAGGAUGAUGCUACAGCAUAGGACCAGUCUGAGGUUUGGGAUCGUCUCUUCUGCUGGUCAAUGAUGAGGACUUUGAGUGAGACAUAUAGGGGAGUCGUCUUCCCAUUCUGUUCAGAUAAUUGAAACUUGUAAACGUGGAAGUAAUGCAAGUGUGUUCUUAGCUGAUAGGCUUUUUGAACAUUUUACCUUCUUUGUAGUUAAAAGGUGCCAGAUUCAGUCCUCUGUAAUUUGAAAUCAGGGACAUCUCUGAAUUUUACAGAGCCCCUUGUCCCUCCAGCCCAAUGUGUAGGCUAUACCAUGGAGGACAGUAGUGGGCCUGAAAUAUAUGUUAUAAAUGGGUGAGAACUUAAUUAGGGGUUUUAGCUGGAUGGUCUGUUUUGUUUUUCCCUACCAAUGUAAUGCAGCCAUGAUGUAAAGCUUGAACCAAAGUCGAUUUCUCACUAGCUGCUGUGCCUGUGUGGGCCAGUGCAAUGCUGACCACACUUUCACUACUCACUACUGACAAACUUUACCAUCUAUUACACGUCUUUUAAACCCUACUCUUUUGACUUGCAGUGUCCAGCAAAUCAUGUUCAGCUUUCUCUAGUGCAGCGCUAACUUGCUUUAGAUCUCGAAAUCCAAGCAUUUAACGAUCCAAAGAGAAUCUUAAGGGCCUUGUGUUUAAGUGCUGUUGAGAUUUUGGGAGUCUGUCCUUCGUUUCAUUGUUUUACCUUCUUGGUGAGUCUUUGUUUUGGAUGUAACCUCAACACCAAUGCUGCGUUUCAUUGAAUGAAUAGCAAUAGAAAUUUCAAGAGUCUACCAAACUCUUAAUUUAAAUCCAGAAGAACCUGUGGCAGUGUAGAUGGCUCUCAAAUGGCUUCACAUGACAAGAAGGUGGAUUUUUAGUAUUUUAUUGGUACAUUUUGUUGUUGUUGUUGUUAAUGAAUGAUGCAGGCAGGCAUUCUGGGAGAAUUACAGUACUGUUUCAUCCGUAGCAUUGCUUUUAACACGCUCACAUUUUAAAUUCUGUGACAUAGAGGUCAGAGUCCCCCCUUACUGUCCCUUUCGUCUUCUGUUACUGUGGCGCUGUCUGUCAAUUUUUGUUACGACUGUUUGCUAGCGAUGCUUUUUGUAUUUUAUUGUUAAUAUGAUUUGAAAUACCUCAGCAGCACUUACAUGGAAGGUUCGCUUUAAGCAAAAGACACCAGAAGUCAACUCCAGAAUGUACAAAAGCUGUUUCUUACAGUCCAUUUUAAAAUGACCAACAUGUAAAACAAAACUACAAAGUAUAACAGGGAAUCUGUAAUAAUAAUAAUAAUGUCACAUAAGUCUACUACUGCUAUUUCAAGUACUACUACUACUACUUAAAGGGUAUGUCCAGGUUAACUUGUAAUGAAUAUUUUGUUAUCCUGUUUGCCAAAGU